CUAACUGACAGCAGAGCGGGCGAUAACUCUGUGCCCAAUUUUUCACUUUCGAUUCAGGCGAAACGCAAGUGAUCGCACUUUCUUCUUCACGGAAGCCACAGUAUUCAUGACUCCGCCAAGAAGAUGAUAAAAUUGCUGAAAAUGUUCCGAACGCCGACACUUUUUUUGUUGUUAUUGUGGACAACUGUACCGAGGGGGACAUGCUCGACUUCUGUGGAGGAUGCCUUCACCAUCCAGCACUCCAUCACAGGGAAUUGUUUAUCUGCUCAGGAUUCGGGAAGUCUGGGUGUCUCCACCUGUGAUGCAAACAGCACGUCGUUCCACUUGUGGAAGUGGGGCUCAGGUCACCGCCUCUUCCAUGUGGCUACUUCCCUCUGUUUGGCAUUAGACAUCCACUCCAAGUCCUUGUCCCUGGCGGACUGCGACUCGAACAUGCGGCUAUCGUGGCGCUGCCUGGAUGGAGUUGUGUUCACAGUCUACCAAAUGGGCCUGGUGGUAAGCGGAGGCCAGUUAGCAGCCAAACGCUACGGCCAGGACACGUGGGUGAGAGGAGGCUCUCUGGACAGCAUCUGCCAGAGGCCAUAUCGUGUCAUUCACACCACCAAUGGAAACGCUGCCGGCGCUCCCUGCGAGUUCCCCUUCAAGUACAAUGGAAGCUGGCAUCAUGGAUGCCUCCCCGAUUCUGACUUGCCGGGACUCUCCUGGUGCGCCACCUCCUCUGACUACGAUCAAGACAGACAGAAGGGGACCUGUCUAAAACCUGAGACGGGUUGCCAGACUCUGUUCACCGGACCGGAGGGGAACUCCUGCUAUGAAUUUGUUCCCAAUGCCGCCGUGACCUGGCAGCAAGCUCUGGAUUCCUGUCGAAGCCAAGGAGCAGAUUUGCUCAGUGUGUCUAGUCCCUAUGAUCUUCAUUCCCCUACAUUUUUAGAUGGCCUCGAUGUGAUGCCUGACAGAAUGUGGAUAGGCCUCCAUCAGCUCGACGCUUCUCAGGGCUGGCAGUGGUCAGAUGGCUCCCCGCUCUCAGUCCUGCGUUGGGAAGCAGGAAUGCCUCCCAGCUCUCUAAUCAUCGAGUCGGACUGUGGUGUUCUGAACUCCAAGCAGAACUAUGAAGCUGAAGCGUGCAGCAAACAUCUCCCAUACAUCUGCAAGAAAAUAGUGAAUGCUACUCAAACAGGGCCAACAGAAUCACUCAUGUAUAAAGACACAGUGUGUGCUCCUGGUUGGGUCCCAUGGAAUGGCUGGUGUUACAAAUUAGUAACGGACAAGCCGUCAAACUUCAGCGACGCACAGCAGUACUGUAACUCCACAGAGGGAGGAAGCUCUCUUGCCAGCCUCCACUCCAUUGACAGCAAGGAGAUGAUCGCCACGAGUUUUCAUGCUGAUGGCCAGCGGAUGAGUGUGUGGAUUGGUCUUUUGGGAGAUGGCGUCAAUCCCACUGUUUUCAAAUGGGUGGACCAUACACCAGUCACCUUCACAUUCUGGGGCCCAAACCAGCCGCUGCAGCCUUUCCAAGAUACCAGCUGCGUUUUCUACUCUGAGUCUCACAGUUGGCGGGUUGGCCGCUGUUCUGACAAACGAGCUUUCAUGUGUCAGACGAAAGGAGAAAUCAACGAACCAUCGGGGACGGCCGGCUGUCGCUUUGAAGACGGCUGGAGGAGACACGGCAACUCCUGUUACAGAAUGAACACCACACAAGUGUCCUUCAAAGAUCGCUGUAACAUUACCAUACGAAACAGGUUUGAGCAGGCCUUCAUCAGCCGUUUGCUUGGCCCUUAUAUUACUAAUGUGCCUCAGUAUUUUUGGAUUGGGCUGCAAGACGUUAAGCACACUGGAGAGUAUCAAUGGCAUGGCCAGAAUAAUACCCAAGGUGAAGUUACGUACACCAAUUGGGGCUCUUUUGAACCAGCGCACAGUGGAGGUUGUGCUGUGAUUGCCGCUGCAAACCAUCUGGGCAAAUGGGAGGUGAAAAACUGUACGCUUUUUAAUGCCGGCACCAUUUGUAGGACAGACCUCAGUCCAGUUCUGCCACCAGAACCAGAACUAGACCCAACCUUGCCAUGCCCAGAUGGAUGGGUAUCCGUAUUGGGUUUCAAAUACUGCUACAAGGUGUUUCAUGAGGAGAGGCUCAGUCGUAAACGUUCAUGGGAGGAAGCUGAGAGGUUUUGUCAGGCCCUUGGAGCCAACCUGCCUAGCUUCACCACUCUGGAUGAGAUGAAAGUGCUGCAUGAUCUCAUGAGAAACACCAUCAGUGAUGACCGCUACUUCUGGGUCGGCCUGAACAGAAGAAACCCAGCCGACCGCUCUUGGCAGUGGAGUGAUGGCCGUCCUGUUACUAUGGACAUUUUACAUCAAGACUUCCAUGAGGAUGAUGCGUACAGUCGGGACUGCACUGCAUUUAAGACAACGAAGACAACCAUGAAGCAUUUGUUCAUUUAUUUACUCCACGAACUUCUUCCUGAACCUUUCUCUGCAUCACCAUUUCACUGCGAUGCCAAGCUGGAAUGGGUCUGCCAAAUUCCUCGCGGAAAGCAACUAUCGUAUCCAGACUGGUACAAUCCAGGUGUGCACCAUGAAACAUCCAUCUUCAUUGAUGGAGGCGAGUAUUGGUUUGUGAACGAACCUCAGCUGACUUUUGAGGAGGCGAUUCUGUUUUGCAAUAUGAAUGGCAGCAAGCUUGCUUCGCCGCCAAGCUCCACUGCUGCCAGAGUCAUCCAUGAGAACCUACAAAAGUUGUCAAGUUCUCCCAAGCAAGGUUGGUGGCUCAAUCUGAGAGAUCCCAAGCGGAUGUUCCCUAUGACGCAUUCGCGGCUGCACUUCUAUUAUUCAGCUCUCUUUGGGAGAUGCACCUCCAUCAGCCCUGAGAGCUUCGUUUCGAAGUAUGAGCACAGUUGCAAUAAGCAGUUGCCCUUUGUGUGCGAAAGACUUAACAUCACAACCGUGGAGAGCAACCCUCUGGGUAAGCCAGGAGGCUUGCCUUGUGGAAAUGCCUCCCUGGCUUUCAGAAAUGAGUGCUACACACUGCUGUCGAAUACAAAGCCAGUGUCAUUCAAGACGGCCAAUGAGAUGUGCCUGUCAGUGAGGGGAACCCUGGUCACCAUAUCUGACCAAGUGGAGCAAGACUUCAUCACCAGCCUGUUGCCAAGAAUGAAAGACAUGGGAGGCAUAUGGGUUGGUCUCAAACUGAAACGUAGCAAACUGGAAUGGGUGGACAACUCACCGGUGAAUUACAUUAAUUUCCAUCCGCUGCUCGGUGGAAUGCUCAAGGCCAUAAAUGUCAAUCCGCUUGAGCCAGACCACAUGGACUUGUGUGGCUUUAUGAUUAACAGCCCUAACUCGGCUGUGAUGGGCACGUGGGAUUACACCUCCUGUACCCAGUACCAACAUGCGGCGAUUUGCCAACAUUAUGCAGAUCAAAUUGAGGCGCCUAGCGUCACAACCGAGCCCUUCCAGAUUAACAACCACACCUUCCAGCUACUCAUCAAGAACGUCACCUGGUUCGAAGCCUUGGAACAGUGCAUAAAUAUGGACAUGGAUUUGGCGAGCGUUGCCGAUACCCUCCUGCAGUCCACGCUUAGCGUGCACGUGAGCCGUGCACGCACGCCCAUGUGGAUCGGCCUCUUCAGUGAAGAUGACGGGAUCCACUAUCGCUGGACAGACCACAGUCACACUGUCUUCAGUCGCUGGUCUGCUGAGGUCACAACGGGCUCCUGCGUCUACCUGGACACUGAUGGAUUCUGGAAAGCAACCGAGUGCGAGCAGGAGCUCGGAGGUGCCAUCUGCCACAAACCACACAAAGAAAUAAUAACCACACCGGAAGACGUUGCAGUCAAGUGCCCUCACAAAAUAAACGGCCCAAACUGGAUCCCCUUCAAGAACAACUGCUACUCCUUUCAGCUGGCUGCAUCCAGAUGGGAGCACAUGGUCGUAGGGCCCAUCCGCAGAACUUGCAUUGACCUUCACAAAGGCGCGGAUAUCCUAACCAUCCGGAAUGCAGAAGAGAACGAGUUUAUCAGGCAGCAACUUCUGCCCUUUCAAAAUUUGGUUCAGUUUGUGUGGCUGGGGCUGUUCAAAAACACCAGUAGUAACCAGUUGAAGUGGUACGAUGGCACUAAUGUCCAAUAUUCCAAUUGGAGGAAUGGUAGACCAGAAAUAGACGACUUCUUCAUGGCUGGUGUCAAUCUCCAAGGCAAAUGGGUCCUCACCACCAACCAAAUGCUAUUCUCCGAGUUCAGGCAAAGAUCCAUCGUGACAUGCAAACUGGAUAAUGAGCAAAAACAGGAGUACUCCAAGUCCACCAGUGACUAUCAGCACCUUGGCAAUUUAACUUACACAGUGGUGAUGCGACGUGGGCUGAGUUGGUACCAGGCUCUGGAAGAGUGCGCCCAGCGUGGAGGCCACCUAGCCAGUGUGCAUGACGCCGAGCACCACGCACAUGUGAAGCUCCUCGCAAAGACAGAUGGAUACCCACUCUGGAUUGGCCUGUCCAACCAGGAGGAAGAGGGGGAGUCCUGGAAGUGGUCGGACGGGACCAGUUACCAGUACAAAGGGGACAUCUCCGAGUCCGUGGAUGGCGCCAGCCAAGGCGAGCGAGAUGUGGGCAGCUGUGUUUUUGUCACACCUUCCGGUGCCUGGGUGAGGAGCAGCUGCUACUCACUGCAAGAUGGCGCCAUUUGCUACAGCACCAACGUCAGCACCCCAUUCCAGAGAGCCAAGCUGCAGGCGAGCGUACAGGUCAACGACUGCCCUCAGAGCAACGGCACGUCCAAGUGGGUGCAGCGCAACGACCGCUGCUACGCCUUCGACAUGAGCUUCUACAACUACAGCGUCUACGACAUGCAGCAGGCCAAGAGCAUCUGUCAGAGCAUGGACGCUCAAAUGCUAUCUGUCAAGAGCAAAGAGGAGAAUGACUUUGUGGCCAAGUACGUGAGCGACGACCCUCUCAUCACCAGUCGGUUGUGGCUCGGCGUUGCCCUCGAUGCUCAAGGUUCUCCCACAGGCUGGGAGGACGGUUCGGCUCUGUCCUACUCCAACUGGAAGUCGGGCGCCUUGGUUAGCGCGGCGCGGCAGAAGGAGGUCCCGUGUGCCGUCAUGGCGACCGAGGAUGGAGGGAGCUGGGGUGUCGUCAGCUGCCAGGCCAGCCUCAGUCGUGUCGUCUGUCAAACCGGAGCCAAGUCUUCUGGUUCUCCCGUGGCCGUGGGCUUCUUUGUGCUCAUCCUGGUCGCUCUCGUGCUUACCGUGGCUUUCAUCGUGUACAAGAAGAAGCGAGCCCACUUCUCAUCGGUGCGCUACAAGAGGACCACCGACCAGUUGGACACCACCAGUAUUAUUACAGAAGACGAAUGAGACAGGCGGAAUGGUUGCCUCAGGGAGUUUGGCUGUGAAGCCUUUUCACCCCCCCCCAACCUUUUUAUUGGUUAAUUUAUUUAUUUAUCAAUGCUCCCACCUGCUUCUAUGAAGAUGGUAAAAAUAUAAUCAGACUGCUUGAAUGCAGUGACUUAAUUUGGAAGCUUUUAGAUUUUUGAAGUGCAGUGAGCCCCCCGGUUCAUCAGAGCGACAUGAUAGACACACCCACUGUAGGUGAAAAUCUACAAUUCAGCGGGACCAGACACAUUUAGGGGAAUUAAAUAAAUAAAUAAAUAAAUAAGCACUUCCGCUCAAUUUAACCACAGUUAAAACUUAAAAACACACUUUUAGCAUUUGCUACCGCCGUCUCAGUCAAACAAUAUAAUUUUGUCAGAUGAACGUCGCCUGGGUUAACGCUAACAAUUAUGCCACAGUAAUCCCUUGCCACUUCAGGCUUCACCUUUUGCAGCUUCAAUAUUUCACGGAUUUUGUAAGAAAUUAAUGCGAAAAAUAAUUCACGACAAGCGAGACUAACUGGCAGCGAGUGGCGGGAGAACAGCGUUUAAA
This is a messenger RNA of Syngnathus acus (greater pipefish), 5913 nucleotides long. It is a transcript of the gene ly75, whose product is annotated as lymphocyte antigen 75. The transcript is spliced from 35 exons. The coding region runs from base 124 to 5346 and encodes 1740 amino acids. NCBI's taxonomy places the organism in Eukaryota, Metazoa, Chordata, Actinopteri, Syngnathiformes, Syngnathidae. The record is from RefSeq and is a predicted model, not a curated record. Gene Ontology annotation, molecular function: signaling receptor activity.